Molecule: messenger RNA, 1077 nt
Organism: Alligator sinensis (Chinese alligator)
Lineage: Eukaryota; Metazoa; Chordata; Crocodylia; Alligatoridae
Gene: LRRC73
Product: leucine rich repeat containing 73
Exons: 5
Coding region: 101-643 (180 amino acids)
Molecular function (GO): protein binding
Source: RefSeq, a predicted model, not a curated record
CAGCCUCCAUGGGAGCCCUCUGACGGACGCUGGCUUGGCCCUUCUUAACCCAGCACUCUCCAUCCAUCCCUCGCUGGUGGCUCUGGACUUGGGAGACUGCAUGCUGGGCGACGAGGGCAUCAACCUCAUCUGUGGACUCCUGCCCCCUGACGGGGCCAAGUCAGGCCUUAAGGAGUUAACACUGAGUGCAAACCCGGGUGUCACAGCCAAAGGCUGGGGGCGCCUGGCCAUUGCAGUGGCUCACAGCUCCCAGUUGCGAGUGUUGAACCUGGACUACAACCCUCUGGGUGACCAGGUAGCGGGGAUGUUGGCUGUCGCUGUGGCUUCCAGUCGCACCCUGGAGGUCCUGGACUUGGAAGGAACAGGGCUUACCAAUCAGUCAGCACAGACCCUGCUGGACAUGGUGGAGAAUUACCCAACAGCCCUGCGCACACUCAUUCUGGCAGAGAACAACAUCAGCCCCGAACUGCAGCAACAGAUCUCUGACCUGCUCUCCGAGGGUGAGGAAGAGGAGGAGAAUGAGGCUCGGGAAGUUACAGCCAGGGAAAAGAAUCCCUGGAUUUGCCAGAACAAUUCCAACUCCCAGAUGGUCUUGAUGACAUCAGGUCUUGGCGACAGUCUAUUAGCAGAGACGGAGAUGUGACCUGUACUGAGCAAAGCAGCCUCCCUAUAUGUGUGUGGGUUGUGUGCAAUGCGUGUGUGUGUGUGUGUGUGUACUUGUGUGCGCCCUGCAUGCACAAGCCCACAUGCAUCCACCAGGCCUGCCUGCCCCAACUGCACAUCCACACAAUCCUCAGCCCAGCAACACCACCUUUGGACUAAAAAAUUUUGGGUCCGGGUAUAAGUGAACCUCGCCACAAGUCUCUUGUCACGUGCCCUGUCAGCUGCUUGUGAUUGUCCAGUUGCUGCAUGUUUCGAUCUCGUUUCCCCUCCUGACUCUAUAUUCCUGGCCCACAUGCUAGAGGUUGUAUUUAUUCAGAUGUGUAUAUCAGAUGGUCUUUCUAUUGCUUGUACUAGUGUCUUGAUGAGAGUUUUAUAAAAGUCACAGACAUGGCACAGCUUUCUGCUGCAAGAGAG